AUGUCUGCUACGAACACGCCUGUUGUUUUCGUUGACGGCGCGAAUGGAUUCAUUGGCACGACCGUGAUCCUCGAAGCCCUCAAGCAGGGAUAUCACGUCAAGGCAGCUGUGCGCCGUCAGGAAAGCGCAGACGCGUUUGGCAAGAAGUACCCCGAGCACGGGUCCAAGAUCGACUGGGUGUUCAUCCCUGAUUUCUCUGACCAGGAGGCUGUGGCCGCCGCGCUCAAAGGGGUGACGUACGUCAUGCACGUCGCCUCGCCCUUCCGGUUCGACUUUACCGACAACGAGAAGGAAGUCCUUAUUCCCGCGAGGGAGAACACGCUCUCGAUCCUGCGCGCUGCGGCCAAGAACCCGGAGGUGAAGCGCGUCGUGAUCACUUCGAGCUUUGCGGCGGUGUGCGACUUGCUCAAGGGUAUGUGGCCGGAGAAGACGUACUCGGAGCAAGACUGGAACCCGGCCACGUGGAACGAGGCUGUCAGAUCCGACAUCCCUCCCUUCGUGUACUGCGCGAGCAAGGGGUUUGCUGAGCGCGCGGCUUGGGAGUACAUGGACCAGGAGAAGCCUGGUUUCGCCUUGACGACUUUCUGCCCGCCUAUGGUCUUUGGGCCUCCUCAGCAGCCUAUCAAGUCGAUGAAGAGUUUGAACGAGUCGGUGGACCAGCUCUGGCGGCUCUUCAGUGGUACGGAGAAGGAAGUCCCCUUUACCAACUUCCCUGGGUUCAUCGAUGUUCGUGAUCUGGCGCACCUGCACCUCGCCUCCCUCACCAACGACAAGGCUAGGGACAAGCGUUACCUCGUCGUCGGAGGCCACUAUUCCUUCGACGAAGCGGUGGUCGUUGCGCGCGAAGCGUUCCCCAACCAGGCAGCCCGCAUGACGCCCUCGACUGGCAAGCCCGCCCCAGAGCACUACAAACUGGACGUGUCCAAGGCCGAAGCUGACUUUGACAUCAAGUGGACGCCAUUCAAGAAGACGAUUGUCGAUACUGCCGAGGUGCUGUUCAAGACUGAGGCUUUGCUUGCUUCUGCUUGA
This is a messenger RNA of Dacryopinax primogenitus, 1029 nucleotides long. Its product is annotated as NADP-binding protein. The record is from RefSeq and is a predicted model, not a curated record. Bases 1 to 1029 code for a protein of 342 amino acids. NCBI's taxonomy places the organism in Eukaryota, Fungi, Basidiomycota, Dacrymycetes, Dacrymycetales, Dacrymycetaceae. Gene Ontology annotation, molecular function: oxidoreductase activity, acting on the CH-OH group of donors, NAD or NADP as acceptor. The transcript has 3 exons.